GAGCAACACCAACACCGUGUUCCAUUCCUAUGAUCUCUACUUCCUUCCUGCAGAACUACCUCGCCUCGCUCACUAGCCCCGAGGCGAAAGCCGAUCCCCACACCCUCUUCCUUGGUGAACCCAACGCCGAGCUUCUUGCCCAAUGGGUACUCAAUGGCCACGACGCUCAAGAGCAUGUUGUCGUUCCCUGCCCUCUGCCCGAAUCUGAUCUUCCUGCUCGUCACUACCCGCUUCCUGACCAGCACAGUAGCAGUCCUGCUGCGAAGAAGUCCGCUAGUGGCGGGGCAUCCUCCACCAGCCAUGACGACACCGCGAGUAUCCCGUGGGAUCCCGAACCUAUGACAAACAUCCUCAUCGGCACCGUCAACAGGCGCAAUUGCUUCCUGUCCCCUGACGGUGGCUACAAGGGCUCAACCGAAUAUACUCCCUCCCUAUCGAAGAUGAAGAUGUCGUUCACCCUCUCCCCCACCCAUGAUCCUGAACAUGGCGUGCUUCAGCGCGCUUCACAGCUCUCAUUUGAGAACCUAGAUAUGCUGCAGGCGUCCUGCCCCAUUACGAAGGAUCGCCCGUGCAGAGGUGGUUAUGAUUCACUUCAAGAUGAGGUCAAGUUCCGCCACGUCCCUUUUGAGAAGCUCGAUCAGGACCCCGAGACUGGGGAGAUGAUUCCCGAACCCCCACGUCCCGCCAGCGAGGCGUGCUUCACGCUUGAAGGGUGGCCUGUCGAGACGAGUGCAGCCCGCCAGGAGCUCGCCGACUUGGUCAAGACACACUCGUACAAGGUGGUCCCGCUCCCGGCUUAUGGCGCUGAUGGUCACCUCAUUCGCCCGACGCUCUAUAGGGCUGCCCUUGUUGGUGCCCUCGUCGAAGUCCGCUUCACGCUUCGCCAUCAUUAUAUCGGUCGCUACAACAACUUCACGGCUGACGUUAUCUCCAUCAACAUUAUCUCUCCUCCCUCGACAAACUCGCUGAAGCGCAAGUUCGUGCCCAGCACCUCCUUUGACACGCCUGCCAAGCGCGCUCGCCGUUACGAGGACUCGAAGGGGCAUGAAUCCCACUCUCAGUCGAAUAAGGGAGCCGAUUCAGAGUCACACCGAGGCGGACAUGCGGUCGCUGCUUAGGUGAUAGGGUUGGGUUUCUUCACCGGACUUGUAACAUUUACUGCGUGCUCGUUUUUUGAUUCUGGGACUUGCUAGGAACCGUCGUCAGUAUGAUGUACAUAUAUGCAAUCCUCUGGGUUUUAUGUUCAUUUCUUGGGGUUUCGUUGGGACCGUUGAAUUUCGCAUCGCACCGGUCCGCUAGGCAAG
Messenger RNA from Schizophyllum commune H4-8, 1304 nucleotides. RefSeq lists its product as uncharacterized. NCBI's taxonomy places the organism in Eukaryota, Fungi, Basidiomycota, Agaricomycetes, Agaricales, Schizophyllaceae. The record is from RefSeq and is a predicted model, not a curated record. Bases 30 to 1118 code for a protein of 362 amino acids. The transcript has 5 exons.